Vicia villosa (hairy vetch) is the source of this 2846-nucleotide messenger RNA. RefSeq lists its product as uncharacterized. The record is from RefSeq and is a predicted model, not a curated record. Lineage: Eukaryota; Viridiplantae; Streptophyta; Magnoliopsida; Fabales; Fabaceae. The transcript has 8 exons. Bases 162 to 2576 code for a protein of 804 amino acids. Gene Ontology annotation, cellular component: cytoplasm. Gene Ontology annotation, biological process: regulation of gene expression. Gene Ontology annotation, molecular function: mRNA binding.
GUGACAGGCAAAAUAGCGUAGACAGGUCGUAACCCUAAAAUCCAUCUCCUGAGAUAAAAUAUCCUUUCAUCAUCUCGAUCGAACUCGCGUCUCAUUCAUUUCUCUCUCAUCUUCAUCCCCACCCACUUCUUCACUCCCGCGCUUCGAUUUCACACCUUAUUAUGGCCGAAGAAGAAGUUAUUGUUGCACCCGCUCAAAGCCCCGUCCCAUCCGAUGGUAAGCGCAAGUUCGAAGAUCUGCACUCUGAACCCACCGAACAACAGCCUCUCGAAUCUAACACCGACGGUGGUGAAACCGACGCCGCAGUUGCCGACGAGGGCGAGAACAAGCGCCCUCGCCUUGACGACGAUAAUCAGAAUGACCUAGCUAAUACUAAUGGACAUCAAGAACCGAAGGAAAAUGAUGCAACUUUGGAGAAUAGUCCUUCGGAGGCAGUUCAAGAUGUAUCCAAAGGUGAUUUAGAAGAAAUUGCCAAGGAACAAACUUCUAGUGAAGAGGAUCCUGUUGAGGAUGCUGAAGAGGAUCCUGUUGAGGAUGCCGAAGAGGAGGAUCCCGUCGAGGAUGCCGAAGAGGUUCCUGUCGAGGACUCUAAAGAGAUUCCUGUUGAAGACUCUGAACAAGAAAAAGAAAAGGAGCCCUCUAAGGAAACUGAACAACCAUUUAAGGAGGCUAAUGAGAAAGAUACUUCUGGAGACAAACAACCUGAUUCCAGUUCUAUUGAUCCCGCCUUGCAAAAUCAAAAUGCUUCUUCUGGACCAAAGCAACCUAUAUCUGGGUCUGACACAACGACAAGAAGAAUUGAAGUUCCUAGCAAUAAGGUUGGUGUACUUAUUGGCAAGUCCGGUGAUACUAUACGGUACCUGCAGUUUAAUUCAGGUGCAAAGAUCCAGAUUACGAGGGAUGCUGAAGCUGAUCCCCACUCUUCGACAAGGCCUGUGGAAUUAAUAGGAACUGUGGAAAGUAUAGAGAAGGCCGAAAAGCUAAUGAAUGCUGUGAUUGCUGAGGCUGAUGCUGGAGGUUCCCCUGCACUUGUUGCUAGAGGCCUCUCCCCAGCUCAGGCUAUAGUGGGAUCUGAUCAAGUUCAGAUUCAAGUUCCAAACGAGAAGGUAGGAUUAAUCAUUGGGAAAGGUGGGGAAACAAUUAAGAGCCUACAGACCAAAACUGGGGCACGCAUCCAGGUAUUGAUUCCUCAACACCUUCCCGAGGGCGACGAAUCUAAAGAAAGGACUGUCCAAGUUACUGGUGAUAAGAGGCAAAUUGAAAUUGCUCAAGAAAUGAUAAAGGAAGUCUUGACUCAGCCUAUCAGGUCAUCAACAGGUGGUUCUGGCCAGCAGGCUUACCGUCCGCCUAGAGGAUCUGGUGGCCCACCUCAAUGGGGUCAGCGAGGCUCACAUUAUGGCCACCCGCAAUCGUACGACUAUCAACACCGCGGGCCAUAUCCUUCUCACAAUCAAUCAUAUGCUCCUACUCCUUAUGGUAAUUAUCCUCAACAUAUGGCUCCAAGGAGCAGUUAUGGUUCUGGUUGGGAGCAAAGGCCUCACCAGAGUAUGCAGGGGCCACCCUCACAUAAUGGUGGUUAUGAUUAUUACGGCGGACAAGGGGGUCAUUCAUCUGAGGCUCCAUCAUCUGCGCAGCAUCCCAGUUUAGUCCCCCAGCAUGGUACCGGCCCAUCUCCUUUACCCUCCAUGGGCCCAUCACCAGCUCAGAUGAAUUACAAUUAUGGACAGCCUCAGGGCCAGGAUUAUGGACAUCAGACACCUUAUCAGCAGGCAGGACAUCCUCAACAAGGUUAUGGACAAGGUUAUGAUGAAUCAAAGUAUGAAAACCGUGCCCCUGCACAAUAUCCUUAUGGAGGGCACCCAAAUUCUCAGCCAACCUAUCCUCAAGCCAGUGCUCAAGCGAAUUAUGCGCCUCAGCAGCAGUAUGGUAAGCCUCCAUUGUAUGGCAUGCCACCUUCACAAGGACAACAUCCUCAGUCCUAUGGCCACCCUAGAGCCACUCAACCUGGAGAAAUUCAGUAUCAGGGUUCUACUCCAGCACAAUCAUAUGGCACAGUGCAACAACCAUAUCCUUAUGCAUCAUCUGGGCCGUCACAAGCAGCAUAUCCCACAUAUGGGUCCGCCCCAGCUGCAGAUGGUUACAGUCACCCUCAAUCUGCUCCUGGACAAGCAUAUACCCAGCCAGGUGGACAGCCCAGUUAUGGGCAGCCAGGUGCUCAGCCCGCAGCCAGUUAUGCUCAAGUUGGUCCUACUGGUUAUGGAUCUUACCCAUCUUCUCAGCAGACUUACCCUGAACAGCCAGCCUCUAACAAUGCAGUUUAUGGUUACCAAGCGCCCCAAGAUCCUGCCUACAGCAGCGGGGCUGCACAAGCAUAUAGUGCAGCACCAACUGUGCAGCCAGGUUAUGUUCAACCGACACAAACUCAAGCUGGUUACGACCAAUCUAACCCACAACAAGCAGUUUAUGCGGCUGUACCAGCAGCAGGAACUGCUCCAGCUGCGUAUGGCAAGACAGUAUCACCUCAGCCUGCUUAUCCCCAAUAUGACUCCACCCAAGUUUAUGGCGCUCCUCGAUGAAUUGUAUUUUUUUGAUAUCGACGGCUUAUUUUAGUAUUAGCGUGUUCUAGAUCAUUGUCCUUUCUUAGUGUAACCUGCUCAUUUUCUUGUAAUAUGUACUGCAUUGAGUUGUGAACUUGAAUUCAAAAUUUUUGUUGUUGGAAAAAUUGAUGCGGUUUCUAGAUAUUAUUAUAUAGAAAUCCGCAGUCUUUUGUUUGAGCAGCAAAAGCUUUUAUAAAAGGAAUUGUAACUUUAAUGCUUUGCGGAAAUUUAUAUUACCAUCUUGUAACA